Messenger RNA from Colletotrichum navitas, 576 nucleotides. RefSeq lists its product as uncharacterized. Lineage: Eukaryota; Fungi; Ascomycota; Sordariomycetes; Glomerellales; Glomerellaceae. The transcript has a single exon. The record is from RefSeq and is a predicted model, not a curated record. The coding region runs from base 83 to 523 and encodes 146 amino acids.
CUGAUCAGACACGACAUCCUUCACCGCCUGGAUCUCGUUGCUCCUGGUCUCCUCCCUCUCCCGCGGUUCUCCAACAACAACAAUGUGGUGCCUAACCGCUGUAUCGUUGCGUUUGUCGAUGCUGCGGGCGUGCACAAGUUGGGGUGAUGCACACCCACCCGCACAGUUAGGUAAGCACAUUAGACACUCAAGAGGCCAAUAUGAUGUAAGGCAUCCUACCAUAACCCGUACCGUGUGUGACCUUAUCUCCUCGGAUGACAUCGCUGAGGCGAUUGGUGGUGUAGCUCUUGUUUUUCGCCCAGUCUUCUCGCCCCGACACAGCACCCUUCAUGUCGGCUGUCUACGGGUAACCGCCCUCGGCGGAGACGUGAUCAUCGGCACAUCAACUGAAAUGCCGGGAGAGAAUGCUACCCCGACUGGCCUCGCCUUCUCGAUACGGCUUCGACUUCCCCAUUAUGCACGGCUACCAGCAGCGGGUCUCAGAGCUGCAGCCGCACUGUAUCAACUGAACAGCAGGCGUUAACCCCAUUGCAGCUAACAUCCCCAUGUACAGUCUCCUGAAGGUUGCAAAGUGCC